This is a messenger RNA of Schistocerca serialis cubense, 3266 nucleotides long. RefSeq names its product alpha-tubulin N-acetyltransferase 1-like. The record is from RefSeq and is a predicted model, not a curated record. Bases 470 to 1363 code for a protein of 297 amino acids. Lineage: Eukaryota; Metazoa; Arthropoda; Insecta; Orthoptera; Acrididae. The transcript has 8 exons. Gene Ontology annotation, biological process: alpha-tubulin acetylation. Gene Ontology annotation, cellular component: microtubule. Gene Ontology annotation, molecular function: tubulin N-acetyltransferase activity.
UCAACGAAUUUUAAAAGGAAUAUAGCAAGGCUCUAUAUAGACAUCUUGUGGCAUCUGUUGCGAAAUGUCUGCUCUUCCGCAUAGGUACGCCCUUACGUAAUCGCUGCUUUCCUUUUCUGCAAUGUUGGCGCCGGAAUAUACUUUCAGUUUCGACGGAAUCAGGUUCAUGAGAAAGCCGUUGUAAUGUUGCAUGCCACUGAAAUCGUCGUACGGCUGUGAGGUAGCAUGAUUAUUUUAGUUUUCAUGACAUAAUUUCUGCUGAAUAUUCGCACAUUCCUGUUCUACAUAAAAGUUUUCCACCACAGACAUCACGUGGGUAUUGCUGUCAGAGAUUUCUUUAAAUACAGCACAAUCAAGUUGUAUUCCGUUGGUACUCCUUGAACUAGUAACGACUUGUGACAUUUGUUGUUGUUGUUGCUGUGAUACGAAACUUUGGUGCAUGCAAAUCAGGUAGUGUCUUCGAAUAAGAAUGGAGUUCCCUUUCAGCGUAAAUGAGAUACUUCCAAAUCAAAUAACGAAAAUCAGGAGCAGUCUGCUACCCGAAGGAUUUGUCGGAGAUCGUCGCGGUUCGCAGAAUUGUGUUGAUAAAGUGUCAGAAAUACUCGAUGAAAUGGGCAAGGCAUCUGCAAAAGCUCAAGGUCUACAGAGAGCUAUAACAAGUGGAGAGAAAAUGAGGAAUGUUGAUUACACAGUUUAUGUUUUUGUUGAUCCUGAAGGAAAUAAUGGGAAAGGUACAGUUAUUGGCCUGCUUAAAGUGGGACGGAAGAAACUGUUUGUGUUUGAUGCAUCUGGAGCCCAUAAAGAAGUGGAGCCUCUUUGUAUACUAGAUUUUUACAUCCAUGAGUCAAAGCAACGUAUGGGAAUGGGAAAAAUAUUGUAUGAGUAUAUGCUGCAGGAGGAGAGUGUCUUGCCCAUUCAUUUGGCAAUUGACAGACCAUCAGAGAAGUUCAUGAAUUUCCUUCUAAAACAUUAUGGUCUGAGGAAUAUUCUACCACAAAAUAAUAAUUUUGUUGUGUAUGAUGGAUUCUUUGAAAACCAUCCAGAUGUUAUUCACAUGUCAGGAAAAGGACAUCUUCAAGACAAUAAGUCUGUAGCAGGCAUGAACGCCACUCGGGUAAUAGAGGCAGCAGGAAGUGCUAACUCAUCGCCUCAUUUUGGUAGAUAUGCUGCUCACAAACCAGAGUCUACUGUUGGAAAGAUCAUCCAAAAUGUUUUUCCAUGCGGUGAACUUAAGAGAGUGGCAAGUGAUGGAAUUGAUCCAGCUAAUCUUCAUUGUGGUGAGAUGGCUUGUCUCUCAGGAUCUGCACCUGAUCUCCAGAUGGCUCCACCACACAAUGAGCAACAUCAUUCGCAGCUGUGGUAGACUACACCAUAUAUUUACUGCACCAAACAGCACAUUAAUUCCUUUCUGUUGUUUUUCUCUGUCAGCUUUAGAGUACAGUGACAGUAGUGUAUUCUGCAAAGUUCAUUAUAUACAGAGGCAGCAAAUCAAAACAAAACAAACAAAAAAUUAUUUUUUAAACUUUUGAGAUGGAAAAAGCUUUCACACUAUUUUUAAAACACACACAUUAAAACAUUAUUGGUACUUAUUUAGUUUUCAUUAAUAGAUACAGAACAUUCAUUUCUACAGAGACCAUAUUAAUUGUAUUGCAAAACUCAUUCUGUAAGCAUACCAAUAUUAUGGCAAACUAAAUGCCCAUUGCUUGUGAAAAUUAAUCUACCUGUGAUUGUGGGCAGCUAAACAGGAACAUCCUGUUAGUGGGCACAUUCAUAAUAAUGCUUUUUUUGCAGUAUUAGAGAUGGCUUUAAUAAUAUUGUAAAUAAAACCAUGUAUAAAGUAUAGAAUCGGAAUUUAAGUGUCUCAAAUGAAAGUAAACAGAUGUUCAUUGCACUAUGGAUUUGAAGCAGUUUUGUUAAAUGAAUAUAUUUUAUAAUUGUUUUCAGUAAAAUCUGAAUCUCAUUCAGAACAAUGUUAAAUGAAAAUUUAUAAUUAUUGUAUUUGUUGCUUAUAUAGUAGUUGGGUGCUUAAUCAUCUUUGCACUGUUCUACUUGAUUUGUCAAGUAGUAAAAAGUAAAAUGCUAAUCAUUAGUAGUAUCUUUCUUGUCAUUUAACAUUCCUGUUUGGACAGUGCUAUUUAUUUGGUCAUUGUUAGUUGACUUGAGAAAAGAGGAAUAGGAUAAUUAAGCAUUAGUAAACUUUAAGCAUCAGGUUAACAAUGCUUGAACUGAACAGCUAAUGUCAAAUAAAAUUAACAAUACCAGAUCUAUGGAGCAAUUUACUUUACCUACAUAUAACACACAGUUCAGUAAAAUUUAAAUUCUGUCAUCAUACUGAGUGGUUAAAUGGAAUGAGAUGAAAAGUGCCUUAUUCUGUAAUUUUUCUUUUAAUUUCUGUUAUGCUAGAAAAUCAUUUUUUAUUUUCAUGAAAAGGUUGUAUUUGGAAUUGUUCCAGAUUCUUUUAACAAAUGUAUAUUAAUUGUUGUUAACCAUAGAAAUAUAAAGCAGUUAACUUCAAUUAAGCUGGCACUUCAGUCAAGAUAUAUGCAGUUGUUGAAAUUAACGGUUUUAAUUUGUCAAGUAUAUUUACAUUAGUUUGCUGACAGUUACUGUAGUAUUUAUUAGUUUUACAAUUUCGAUUCAUGUUAAAUGAAAAUAUUACUGUGAGACUGAAAAUUGUAUGUUUCAUGUAAAGAGAAAAGUGUACUGUAAAAAUAUUUAUACCUUUGCUCUUAAUUUUCAGAAAUAUGUUUCUUCACAGACUGUCUUUCCUAGAAAAUAUGGACUAAGCAGACAAUGCAGUACAGUUACCUAAAACGGUAGUUUGAGUAGACAGAUAUAUUCAUAAAAGGGAGGUUUUUUUUUUUUUUGUUUUGUUUUUUCGUGUUAUGUUGAUAAUCAUUGCGUUAUAUUUUGAUGAAAUUUCAUAAUAGCCAUGACUACAGUUGGAAUAAGGAAAAAAAUACCAUCUGAAUUAUGUGAUUUGUGGUGUUCUGCUGAGUUGUUUACAUUUUAUGCACAAUAUUUCAGUGGCAACUCUGUCAUCAAAAUAUUGUGCAUCAAGUUCAAGCAACUCAGCUGAACUCUUGGAAGCACACUGCACUGCACUGAAAAAACCUGAGAAGUCAGAUGUGGACUAUAUUGUUUUUUAUUGUUAUGAUGAAAUAUUGUUUGAUAUUGUUUUUAUACUUCCAUUUUUAUACUGUGCUGUAUCACUGAUUUGCAGCUCUCUCAUAUUGUUUGUGUAAGUCAAAUUCACAUUUGUGUUU